AGUGUGUGUGUGAGAACUGGAAGCUGCUGUUCGGUUCCUUGAACAAAGGAACCUAACAGAUUUGGUCNGACCUGCCGGAUCAGUUUCGGAGGAGAGAAGAAGGAGGGGUUAACGAAGAAGCAUGGAGGGACGAAUGGGGGCGAUGGAGGCGACAAUGGAGGAAUUGAAGGCGGAGAUGCGGGCGAUGACUCUCGCUUUUCAACGAACCUCAGGAAGACGUUCUAGGAAUCAUGAUCGGAGUUCCACAGGGAGUCGNGAUUCCGUAAAUGCUGACCGUGAACGACGAACACCAGUGAGUUCGGAGGACGAAUCGGAAGAGGACGAAGGAGAUGUGCAACGAAGUUGGAUGAAACGUGUUGAACUUCCAACGUUCGAAGGAACAGAUCCUAUGGGCUGGAUAGCGAAGGCNGAGAAAUUUUUUGAUAUCCAGAACGUUACGGAGAAAGAGAAAAUGAAGCUCNUAUACAUUUGUAUGGAGGGAGGAGCUAGUUAUUGGUUCCGCUUUUGGCGGAAGAAGACCAGACACCCAACUUGGAACACGUUCACUGCCGCUCUAACACGGAGGUUUGGAGGCUUAAGCAGGGGCUCCAUUUACGAAAAAUUGGCCGCCGUGCGACAAAGGGGAAAUGUCGAUGAAUAUAUACAAGAGUUUGAAGUCUUGGUGGCGCAAGCAGCAGGAGUAAAUGAGGAACAACUUUUGGGAUACUUCUUCGCUGGGCUGCAAGAAGGAUUGAGAAAUCUGGUGAGGCCGCAUGACCCACGCGAUUUGUUGACGGCAAUGGAGCGAGCACGCGACGUCGAACAAGCGGGUUCGGUAUCGCGAGGUAACAACAGCGGAACUGGAGGAAAAGGAGGGGUGACUUGGGGAAGGUACUCCUCGAGCUCGGGUACUGUCGCGAGGACGGAGACCUAUCGAGGGGCGUCGGAGGGAUCGGUGAACGUCGGCGGGGUCGGAGGUGGAUCGGGAACGAAGAAGGAAGGNGUUUCCAGCAAUGUAACUUCCCGAGCAGGUAGUAGCGGAGGAGGGAAUACUCAAGGAAGAGGAGUAAGAAUGUUGCCUUACCCCGAAUAUAUAAAAAGGCGUGAAGAAGGGCGUUGUUUCCAGUGUGGAGGCCCAUACAGCCCNGGCCAUCGGUGUGCUGAAAGGAGUNUGAGAGUGAUGAUUUUGGCAGAAGAAGAUGAAGAAGAAGGAGUCGAAGAGAAGAUUGAAAUGGAGGCCCCUGUGAUAGAACACACGGUGAUGGAACACAUGGCGAUGGAACUGUCGGGAUUGUCUGCUGGAGGCCUCACCCAAUCGAAUACCAUGAAAAUGCAAGGAUGGAUGAAGGGGAGGAGAAUUCUGGUGUUNGUAGACAGCGGAGCUAGUCAUAGCUUUAUAUCCACCAAAUUGGUGGGAGAAUUGGGUCUGGAAAGCACUGACACUCAUCCCUAUAAAGUGUGUUUAGGUGAUGGGCAAAAGAAAAUAACCAGUGGGUAUUGCACAGGGGUUACUGUGAAGUUAGAUGGGUUGGAAGUUAGAGAUAAACUAUAUCUCUUUGAGUUAGGCGGUGUGGAUGUGAUUCUAGGAAUCACUUGGUUAGCUUCCCUAGGAGAAAUUAAAGUGGAUUGGGGACAGCUAAUUAUGAAGGUGGAGGUUGAAGGAAAAUUAGUGGAGAUCAAAGGAGAUCCCACUUUAACAUGCCGGAUGGUGACACCCAAAGAUCUUUUAAAAGAAAAGGAGAUAGAAGCUAUGACUCUCGUGUGGAGCUUAAGNCAAGCUGAAGCGGUGGAGGUAGAUGGCGAAACAGAGAAAUGNACACCNACUCAAGAAGUAGGGCUGAAGCAGAUUUUGUCAGAUUUCGAAGGAGUAUUUCGAGAACCUCAAGGACUGCCACCUGAGAGGAAAGUUGAUCACCGAAUACCCUUGAAGGAAGGAACAGAGCCCAUAAGUGUCAGGCCAUACCGCUACCCACACCUCAUGAAAACNGAGAUAGAGAGACAAGUUGAAGAAAUGUUGAAGAUCGGCGUGAUUCGUCCCAGCAACAGUCCAUAUUCAAGCCCAGUAAUAUUAGUGAAAAAAAAAGACGGGAGCUGGAGAUUUUGUGUAGAUUACAGGGCACUUAAUAGAGUCACAGUGCCGGAUAAAUACCCAAUACCGGUUAUAGAGGAACUGCUGGAUGAGCUUCAAGCGGCAAGGUAUUUUUCUAAGAUUGAUUUACGGGCUGGGUAUCAUCAAAUCAGGAUGAAAACUGAAGAUAUUCCGAAGACAGCGUUUAGAACNCAUCAGGGACACUAUGAAUUUCUCGUGAUGCCUUUUGGGCUUACAAACGCCCCUGCCACGUUCCAAGAUAUGAUGAAUUCUGUCCUAAGGCCGUUUUUAAGGAGGUGCGUGUUGCUAAGAAAAACAAAUGCGAAUUUGGGAGAGAGCAAAUCCGUUAUUUGGGGCAUAAAAUUUCAAAAGCAGGAGUUGAGAUGGAUGAGGAGAAGAUUUCUGCAGUGACGGCAUGGCCCGAGCCCAAGAGUAUUAAAGAGCUGCGAGGAUUCUUAGGGCUGACUGGAUACUAUCGGAGAUUCAUCAGAGAUUAUGGGAAGAUUGC
Messenger RNA from Vigna radiata var. radiata (mung bean), 2576 nucleotides. RefSeq lists its product as uncharacterized. Lineage: Eukaryota; Viridiplantae; Streptophyta; Magnoliopsida; Fabales; Fabaceae. The record is from RefSeq and is a predicted model, not a curated record. The transcript is spliced from 2 exons. Bases 122 to 2479 code for a protein of 785 amino acids.